AUGGUUAUGGUUUUGUUAUGGGUUAUACAACAGUUUGUUCAAACAACAGCCAUUACACAUUGGAAGGGAAUGGGUCGAGAGAUAGUAAGUUUUUACCGACAGCUUGAGGCAGCAAAACGUUUUCUUCUUCACAAUGGAUAAAUAAGCCAUCAAAGCUUUUCUGGCUGUGCAUCCCACUUCACUCAUCAUGGAGUCAAUGGACCAAGAUGAAGGAAACUCUGGAGAUGAAAUGUUUAUGGAAGUCUGUGAUGAUGGAGAUGUUGAAAGUGAACCAGCAGGAGAGCAGAUUGUGGAAGGAGCAAGUGGAUCUCAGAGUAUAGGACACGAGACUGAACUGGGGGACAGACGAGAAAGCGAACAAGAGUACACCAUGCCAGUGUUUGAAAAUGGUCGAUUUAGAAACCCCUGGAAAUCUUUGACUCGCACGAAAAUAACGAAUUUGUUCAGAUUCAUAUUUUGCUCAAGAGAUGAGGGCCGAGUUCCUAAAAAAGCUGAACUGGACAGGACCCUUCCUGUCCUUCAGCCUGAUUUGACAGAGUUCUCUGAAGCUCCUGUCUCUGGAAUUCGGCAUAUGUGGAUCGGCCAUGCAUCAUCUCUUGUUCAGUUUGAUGGUGUAACAUUUCUCACAGACCCUAUAUUCAGUGAAAGGUGCUCCCCUGUCCAAUUCGUGGGCAUAAAGCGGUAUCGACCAACACCUUGCUCUGUGGAAGAGCUUCCUCUGGUGGAUUUUGUACUUAUCAGUCACUCACAUUACGACCACUUGGACCAUAAUACUGUUGUUGCCUUAAAUCAAAGAUUUGGUAUAAGCCUCCGAUGGUAUGUUCCAAGUGGACUAAAAAAAUGGAUGAAUGAACGCGGUUGUGACAAUGUGGUGGAGAUGACUUGGUGGCAGGAGAAUGUGUUCAACGAAAACCUCAAUGUGAAAGUAGCGUGCACUCCGUCUCAGCAUUGGAGCAGAAGAACAGGAAGUGAUGAAAAUAAGGUGCUAUGGUGCAGCUGGUGUGUUGUUGGGCCCAAACACAACUUCCAUUUCUGUGGAGACACUGGAUACUGUGAAGGGCAUACUCAGAUUGGAAAGAGAUAUGGUCCAUUUACUUUGUCUACAAUACCUAUAGGAGCUUACAGCCCUAGACAUUUGAUGUCCAAUAUGCACAUAGAUCCAGCAAAUGCAGUCAACGUUCAUCAUGACAUUAAGUCACAAGCAUCAAUAGGAAUCCACUGGGGGACUUUUGCACUUACCAAUGAGCCUUAUUUGGAGCCAAAGGAGUUACUGGGAACAGAGGUGCAAAACCGCAACAUGAAACCUUCGUCUUUCUUCACAGUCAAACAUGGAGAAAUCCUCCUGGUUGGAUCAGAUCACUUUGAUGAUGUGGAUUAAUGAGACUGAAGUCGGUGCUCUCAUUUUUCUUGCCUUAUGAGUGGAGUAUUCUGUGAUAUCUUUGUUAAAUGCCGCUCAAAUGGCAUAAAAGAUAAAUAAAACAACAUUUUGUAUUUGAAGUCAAGCAGUGUUCUUACAGGAAUACAACCAUAUUCGACGGUUGUGACUUUUUGCUAGUAGGUAUCAUACAGAACUGCAGUGUGGAUGGCUGUUCUCAAUGUAGCAUUUUUUUACAUUGGUUGUUUUCGGGUGGUUUUAAUUGGCUUUCCAGCCGGUACUGUAACGUCAUCGUAUUAGAGAUGGGCUAUGUAAUCAGAGAUUUUGUGCUUUAGAAAAGUAUACUGAGAGGUCUUUAUCCCAUGCUUAUUUUGUAUAUCUAAGUGCGUAUUUGAAAAUUAUAGGGACUAUGUUAUGCUUCAAGAGUAUAUUUUAUAUGUAUGUAAAAACUGGUGAUAAUAUCUUUACAAUUGUUAAUCAAAGUCUUAAUUUGUACAUUUAUUUUAUCUUUCUCAGAUGUUGAAAUUUAAAAAAAUAUUUAUUUCUAUUAUCCCUAGCUUUGUGUCACAAGGCGGAGUUGAACUGUGCCCAAUCCUCCUCCUUUCACAACCAGGUUUUGGUCUGGCUAUUUCAGGGGUCUUUCUAAAUGAGGAUGGUUUAAAUUCCUUUGUGUUUUCACAGACAUGCAUCUUGGUUUUGAACACUAAUUUUGUACAUUUUUUUCUCGAAAUUUUGACAAUUAUAGACAAAGUUGUCAUCACCUGAUCGGAGGUAAUAUACAGCAUCCAAUCUGCUCUCUUGUACUCUAAUUAAAUCUUUGGGACCC
Molecule: messenger RNA, 2201 nt
Organism: Aplysia californica (California sea hare)
Lineage: Eukaryota; Metazoa; Mollusca; Gastropoda; Aplysiida; Aplysiidae
Product: N-acyl-phosphatidylethanolamine-hydrolyzing phospholipase D
Exons: 7
Coding region: 188-1378 (396 amino acids)
Biological process (GO): N-acylphosphatidylethanolamine metabolic process; N-acylethanolamine metabolic process
Cellular component (GO): membrane-bounded organelle; cytoplasm
Molecular function (GO): zinc ion binding; N-acylphosphatidylethanolamine-specific phospholipase D activity
Source: RefSeq, a predicted model, not a curated record